CCCCUCUCUAUCUGCCACGGCCUAGUCAGCGUAGGGUAGCUCUCCUGCCAACCAGCCAGCCAAUCCCCACUCUUUGCCUCGUCCCGCUGCUAGCGCCUCUCGUGGCAGCUUUCUCAAUCGCUCCGCUCGCGCUGCUUAGUCGUUCUUUGUCUGUCGCGUGCGCUCGGUGGUUGGGGUGUUGUCGGAAGGGUGGAGGUGUCGGGCGCCAGUCGCUACGCGGACGUUGAGCUCGGGAUCUCCGUUGUCCCUCGCGAGACUUUUUUUCCCCCCUACCCCCCGCCCGUAAAGCUUGUGCUCGCGAUCGGCGGACGUCCGCUUCGUUCGUUUCGUACGCGGUAACACGCGUGCGUUUUCCGAUCGGUAACCGUGACAUCGUCGAAUGUCGGAUCGGCGCGAUAUCGCCCACCGAACAAGCUCGAUCUCGAUCAUUGGCUCCGUGUGGCCGAGGAUCGCGCUCAUGUGACGAUUACUUGCUACAUGACGAUAAAACGAGUGUCGUACGUGAGACCAAGGAUCGAAUACGUAAGCGUUCUCGGUUGUUGUGAUUUCCUUACCAGUCGGGAGGAUACUCUACGGUAUACUACGUACAGCUUCGGGACUAUAACGGAUAUCGAUGGUGAUUCGAUGCAGCCACGAGGGGACGGAAUCGUGACGAUUUCGAUGCGACUGUACCGGCAUAAGGUGUACCCUGAUUUCCAUUCGGAAGCACACGGGAUUACGUUUCGAUCGAAACGGGACAGUUAUCGUUCGGCGUAAAUCAUCGGACCACUCGACGGAUGAGUAACGAAGCGUGGCCCGCUGCUCUCAAGGAGAUCGACCGCGUCGGCCCGACGAGUUUGCAAACUGGUCCAACUAUCUUGGAGGACGAGGGGAUCGCUGGCGAUGUUUUCGACGAGACGAAGCACCGGCGGAAGGUCAAAGUAGAGAUGAAAGCGUGAAACGAGAUCGAGUAGAAGAUGAGAUAGAUAGAGAGAGAGAGAGAGAGAGAGAGAGAGAGAGAGAGAGAGAGAACGGGUCGCUGGAGAUCUCGAGGAACGAAACACAAUGUGCUGGAGUGUGCGAGCCUGGUGGUGGAGAGGGGCGCUUCUCGGGACGAUGAUGCUGUUAUCGUGGACGUGGCCGAUGGUGGAGGGCUGCCCGAACAUGUGCACGUGCAAGUGGAAGAGCGGGAAAGAGUGGGUAGAGUGCGCGAAUCGAGACCUCAAGGGACUUCCCCAAGGCGCCAGGGAGGAGACCCAGGUGCUGGAUCUGUCGAACAAUCAUCUGGUCAGUCUGCCGCCGGAAUGCUUUCACGCGCUCGGCUUGAUCAAUCUGCAACGACUGUACCUGAGUAGAUCGCACAUCAGCCGUAUAGCAGCCAGAGCGUUCGUCGGUCUGGUGGGGCUGGUGGAGUUGGAUCUCUCGGAGAAUCUGAUCGAGGAGAUACCUAGCGAAACUUUCCCCUCCUACUCGAAUCUGAUGAAGCUACUGCUCAACGGCAAUCCUAUACGGGAGAUCCGUGCAGCAGCGUUCCAGCAUCUGCCGCAUCUGACCAACCUGGAAUUGAGCCACUGCCGGCUGGAGAAUAUCGAGCAGGGGGCGUUCGACGGCCUUCACCUGCUCGAGUGGCUACGACUCGACGGCAAUCGGUUGACUCGCGUGCCCGAACGCACGCUACCCCUAGGCGGCAGCCUCCGAGGACUCACGCUGCACAACAAUCCCUGGGUCUGCGAUUGUCGUCUGCAGGCCACGCAAGCUUGGCUCAAGGAAUCGGCGCCGGCCGCCCCUCAGGAGUCCGACCCCGUCUGCGACGCUCCUGCCAAACUUCGCGGCAAACAGAUCAAGACCGUCAACGAACUCGCUUGCCUGCCACGGAUCGAGCUGCAGAACCGAGUAGAGGCCUACGAGGGAGACAACGUCACGCUCAAGUGCGACGUUUACGCCGUCCCAGCUGCUAAGCUCACCUGGUGGUUCAACGGCGAACUCUGCGAACUCCAGAACGAGAACGACACGCUCUCCGCUUCCUCGGUUACCACCUUUCCCCGGUACGUCUACAGGCAGCGCGGCGGGAUCAACACGAGCAGCACUCUGCUACUCUACUCCGUGGAGACUUUGAACGAGGGCACGUACACGUGCAUAGCGGAGAACGGAGCGGGGUCCGCGGAGGCGAAUUUGUCUUUGCGAGUGCUGUUGCAGGAGAAAAUAACCGUGGAACCGCCAAACGAUCGCUCGAGAUCGGGAUACGUGGUGGCCAUUGCUGCGGGUGCUCUGCUGGGCACUCUGUUCGCCCUGGGCUCUCUGAUCGGUAGCAUAGUGUUUUGCGUGCGGAAACGUCGUCGCGACCGCAAAAGGAACUCGAAAGCUCUUGUAUCGCAGAACAAGUCUGUUAUGCCUAUCACCAAGGACACCGUCAGCAGUUUGCCGUGCAGGAAGGGCAACGGCAGCUUGAUCGGACUCGAGCACCAGCAGAUAGUGUCGUAUACCGAACGAGAGUUGAACCGAGCCGCGACUCUCGAACGCAGAGAGCACAGAAACCUGGAGGAACCGUACUGCAGCCCAGUUUCCAAGUAUCUGACGGAACCAGAUCUGAUAAACGAGGUGCCAGAGACGACGGACGUCGGAUACGGUCAGUUGUAUCGCCAUCAACCCGGUGACAGACAGAUCCUGGAAUACGACUCCGGAUACCCGCUGCAACCCGAUCUACGACCAGCGAACAUCCCACAGCUGAGCUAUCUCGAUCAAGACGGAUAUCCGCUCAACUUUGGCCUACCGAAGAUCCCUUUCAGCGCCGCGAGCACGCUACCGCGUCUCAGGCAGAGGAUGCCCGUGGAAGGUUCGGCGGUCGCGCCACCAGCCAGGUACUCGAGGGAAGCGGAGUUCCUCGCCAGAUCGCCAGGAUACGACCCCGUGCUGCCUCGAACCGACACCAGGUACACCGCCGAGGGAUACCCUUACCCCGCUCAACAAUCGCAGCCGAUUCAACCGGUCGAGCAACCCAUUCAGCAGCAGCUUCCUGUAUCCCCGGUGUCGCCGGUCGCCGUAUUCCCCGAGGUACCGUUCAUUCCCUCUCCGCCAGCCGCCUACAGAGGCGAGACGACGCCGCUGUCGCCGAGAUCGCUGUUAAGCAAAACUGCCCGGGAAGCUGCCGCCGCAGCCGCCGCCAGGGCGGACGAUCUUCAGCCGCCUCAUCAUCCGGAGAGUCCCGACGAGGGAUACGUUGGCGACGCGAUGGACGUCUAAGAGAACCUCGGGAUCGACGACGCGAAGACGGCUCGCGAAUAGAGGGGAAGGUCGCCGGGUCGUUUCGAAUCCGAUUAUCUCGGUUCCCGGGGGCAGAGCAGACACAGCGGAUCUGUCGCAUACACGAACCGAGGAAACUGUCGGGACGUACGUUCGGACAAAUUAAUCCAAGGGAAACGAGGCACGGACACGAUUGGCAGAACAAGAAACUCGACGGAGAACCACGUCGUCGUCGUUGUCUGCGAGAAUAGAUAUCAGACGUCGCGCGGCCAAAAUGCCGGUUGAGCAGGAACAAAAGGAGCCGGAGCAACGGAAACGUAAUGGAUUAAUCAGGUGCGAGGCUUCCCAGGCGUCCCGAAUCACGUGUCUGCGGAUAAUAAUUUCUUGUCAGUAGCAGGUCUCCGUGUUCGAAGAACAGCCAGCGUUGCUAAUCAAAUCGUCUUCUAGCCCGCAAAAUGGGAAGGGGGCGAGGCAACGUUCGAACACGGCAGCGGAUUUUUCACUAGCUUUUUCCAGGCGAAAAGCGUCGUAAAAUCCGUUUUCGGUAUAUAGAACUUUUGGCGAAAAAUUCGAGUUGUUUGUCGGAGAAGAGAGCAUAGGGAAAUUCACGAAAUUCUGCGUUGAAAUUAUACGAGCUCGGUUAGUCGAGCAAAAUCCGCAACAUAGAAGAGCGAGCGAGCGAUUUUUCGGCGCCGUCGAACGAUCGACGUGGAUGCAAGUCGGCGAUGCGAUGGUGACUGGUGCAGGGAAUUUUCGCAUGGUUCCGGAACGCGGAUCUCGACCAUUCUCGCCAGCCUCGCUCGGCAAUGGAAUUUCCCGGAACGAGGGUUACGCGAACGGUGCACCGAUCAGAGGAAUCGAAUUUUCCAAGAGCUUACGGAAGCCGACGAACGCAAACGAACGGCCGCGAGCGCAGUCGGAAUUUUGAAAACCGGCUGAACCGAUCGCGCAGUCCGAUCGAAGCUGAUCUGUCCACGAACCGAAGAACGCUCGCCCUUUACGCUCGUAUUAUUGCGAUCUGUCACCCCGACUACAGCCGGAAAUUGGAAACGUUCCUGGAACGAACGGUAACUUUGCUCGCUGGUUGGCAACGGUGGUCAACUUUGUCAAAGUUAUGCGUUUGAUAGCGCGGGAAUUCUCGAUGAAAUAGUUGAGAGAAAUUGUUUGUAUGUACAUAGUAUGGACGAGUGGGACGAGUGUGUGUCAAAGUGUAAGAAACGAAAGAAAUUACAAAGGAGCGUGUAGUGGAGAAUAAAAUACCGAAUAGUGUACUACCGACCUUAAAGCUUAAGAAUAUUCUUCCGUUAACAAACGCAAACUCUUUUGCCUCGUUAAAAUGUACGUCUUUCAUAGUACACGGUACGUUUAAAAGUAAGAGCGUGCAAAUGCGUGGAAUAGCAACUCGUUUGCAGCCACCGUAAGCGGUAAGACGAGCGCAAAGUGCGAGAGAGAAAAGCGUGCUUUCGAAGCGAAAAAAGGAUACGACGGAGAAGAAACGAGAAUACUCUCCUGGUUUACGAGUCCCUCGAGAAGACUCGUUCGAUAUCUGCUCAAGUUCAUAGCAUCCUUCACCCCCUUCAUCCACCGUUCCAUCUCCUGGUCAUUUCCUCCUUAGGCUAACCAAUUGUAUCGUUAUUAGAGUCUACUGCUCGUCGGUUUCGCAUCAAACGAACACGCUCUAUCCCGUCUGCAAAGUUCCGACGAAAGGUUAUAGCAAUUCUACCGUAGUGAUGAUAACGUUAACUCGGUGUUUAAGACUGGUGAACUGUGCGAGAUUACGAGAGAGCCGGUAUGGGCCUCACCUAGCCCCAUGUACAGACACGUUAAAUAUACAUAUAUAUAUAUAUAUAUAUAUAUAUGUGUAUAUAAAUUUGUACACCAACUCUGGAAAACGCGAAAACCAACGGACACACACGUACGUAAAUGUCCACGUAUUAUAUAUAAUACAGGUAUAGAGACGCGGAUAUGAAUAGGCGGAAACGAGGGUUGGUCAGAACACGCGCUGGACACGCGCGGAAAGUAGAUAUUUUUUGAAAGGUGUCGUAGAGCCUAACACGCGUGACCAGGCAACCGCUCGCUCCGUCUUCUCGUCCUGUAUUCGUUAUCGUUGUGUAGCCGAUUUUUAAGAGUUCGAUCGCACGCGUUGCUUCGCGAUACUCGACCAAUCGAUACGAAUAACCGACUGGAAAACACUCGUACAAUUUUCACCGUGACUCACCCCUCAUCUUCUUCGUCCACGAAGAAGACGUACACAUUUCUCUCCAAAUUUGUUCAAAGAAUCAGCGCAAGGUUGAUCGUGUAUCGCGAACCAGGCUGGCGUCGCACCGAUCAAGCGGCAAUGUCGGUUCAUCUAGAAUCUAGGUACUAAACGAAUCGAUCGUUCUUCCAGGGCUAUCUAUCUAGUCUGAUCGAGCGCUAGGUUUACGAAUUACGAUCAGCGGAUGGCGGACCGUUGGACGUGCAGCGAAAGGAUGCACAGCUCCGUCUAGUAGUCGAUCGUCUAUUCGGACGAUCGUAAACGCAACUGCUGUUGCCCUCCUUUCUGCCUCUUGUCGAUCAUCGGCCGAUUCACGGACGAACGACGUUUGCUUUACGGUCUGGCGAGGUCAGGACCGAACCUCGGCCAUGGUCAUUAAGAGUUUCUCCGCCUCAAGGCGUGAACUCGAAUCCGCACAUCCUUUCGAGCUCGCCACGGCUCGAAUUUCACGAUUCCUCGAAUUUUUCUUUCGAUACGUCGCGUCGCUGUCCCGAGAAACGCUCUGCGUCUCGCCCGCGCGCACGCACACACACGCACACAAAAUUUUGGAUCAGUAUUAACGUCGUUUUACAGGGUAUCCGGGUGAUUCGCGAAAGGAUCGUCGAGGCGGAAACUUCGUUAGCCGCGACGAUAGGAAGCGAUACUUGGGAUCGAUGGUAGCUGAAAGCGAGCCGAGUCUACAGACUCCUCCGUGUUUUCGAGUACCACGAACGUGUUCUCGAACAUGUACGAAGGAAAUCGAGUUCACUCGAGUCUUUUUUCAGCUUGAGGUUGCUCGUGUAGCCGUACUCGCGUCAACGUUCGCACUCGCGAAAGUCGGAUCAACGAUCAUCGAUCGAAGCUCGUCUCCCGUCUCUGUCUCGACGUUCCGAACGAGUCGAAGGACGAUCUUCGGCAACUCCGAGUCGCGAAUGGAAGUACCGUUCCGGUUUCCUCUUGCACGCGUACGCGAGAUACGAAAGGGACCGCCGUUGGCGUGAAAUCGCGUUUAUCGGUUUGCCAAACAAGCGAAAAGGGAGAAAGUUUCGACGAAGAAUUUCACGGCAAUAUAUCAAACGUAAUAAUUUGCGUGGCGCGUCCGUACGCGGUGCACGCGCAGGCUAGCAAUAAAAUUUUCAGGAAAAAAAUCGUCGCUGCUCGACCACGGACGCGCCGUAAUUCACGACCGCGGCAACGCCGCUUUUGAGUUAUGACGCGGUUCAGAUUAUUUGGCACGCCCCGAGUGGAAUUAGGUUUACGAUGUUCGCCGAACCUCGUCUCGUUUUCCCAUCGCGACGAUAUACAAAACGCACGUGUUCACGUACGUACACCGCUUUGUUCUCCGCGUGUUACCGUCCUUUCUUCUUUUAUUUCCCUCUUUUACUCUUUCCCAUCGACGAUCGGAACGCUCCGCGCGUUCAACAGGGCUCUUAUCGUGGCUUCGCUCGAAUUUUCCCCUUCGAUGUUGUGCGCAAUGAAUAUGUUGUACUUUUUCCGGAUUAAUUGGACGCGCUUGUUUCGUCGAAUUUUUCCCAUUUUUCAGCCGCUCUGGCCGACCUCGCUCGCGUAUUAACUGGCAUCAUGAAAAUCGUUCGCCUCCCGAUAAUCGAUGGUGAAUUUAUCGUUCGUAGCGCGACAAUCAAAGGCGAAAAAGCAAGCUUUAAACGGAACAGCGCUUCUUCCAUCUCGAUUCGUUCGCUUAUAUUUUAUAGAAUUUAAUUUUCCAUUUUCGGCCGUUCGUGUCACAUUUUCCAACGUUUUUCAAUUUUGUUUCUGACGCGUUAUUAGGCAAACGUUUCGAACAUAAAAUUUUUAUUUCGCUCGUAUUCUUUCUCUUACUUCUUUCUUUUUCUUCUCUUUUUUUUUCGUUUUUUCAUCCCGGAACAAACUCUUAGUCCUUUCUCGACAGGAUAUUUCCACGAAACAACCAGCGUAAGUCAAACUAUGCCCGAGAAAAUAUCGAAGCUUCGGCUACGUUUUCGCUCUCAGUUCCAUUUUUGCAACCCGCUUUGCAACAAACAACAGGUGGCUGUGACUCGAACGCGAAACACAUAGGAAACGUCCAUCCGUAACGACUGCUCUGUUGUCAUCCUCGGGGACGGCAGAAUACAUUUCUGCGGAACGUAUAGAAACGCGCGGCGAGCUUAAACGAGUUACACGCGCGAAAGAGAAACAGAGAAGACAGAGUAGAAACGCGUUGGACGAUCAGAGGCCGGCUAUUGGAAUUCGCCGAAACCGAGGAAUCCCUGCAGAAUCGGCGAACGAUGUCGGUCGACUUCCGGAUUCGUGCCCACGUGCCACGAAAUCGUAAUCGCCCGACUCCUCUUCCCGGUUGCCGACUAACGGUAACGGGUCUCUGCAAACGCUCGAACAAGCGCGCGCGGCCGCGUUGAAAGGGCUUGUUGUGCCGCGGACACAACCGGGAUAAUCGCUGUUUGCAGGGCGGAUGUUCGUUGUCCACCUAGUAACAGGCAUCGAAGCUCUGCCGUGGCACCGAAUGCACGCUCAUCGUUCGAAAUGCCGAUCGUUGCCGCGCGAACCCUCACCGUUCCAUGGUUUUCGCCAGCCUUUUUUUUUUCGCCGAGCUUUGUCCGUCCGACUCCCGACCAUCUCCGACGUGGGUUCGUGUUUCGGAUAGUUGGCGUUGUUUUCUGCCGCGACACGCCUGUAUACCUUGUUUCCGUUUAAUCCUCUUGCGAAGCUGUCGCGGAUUUCAGGACGGACGUCCGGUUUUCCAACGAGUUUCCGAAGAUUUUGCAGACAGAUGUUAACGCUGUAGAGUUGGCAGCAGGAUUUUAUAUAUGUCGCGAGUCGAGCGAAAUCCGUAUGGUUUUCCCUGUGGCAAAAUUUACAAGGUAACGGUGUAAUGGAAACCGCGUGUCUGGAUCCUAAUGAAACCUACAUCCUCUUGAGAUUGGACUCGCAGCGGCGUCGUUUAGCAAGGCCUACGGUAUUACUCCGCAAAGUGUGCCGUUUACGGUCUCACGACCAUACCCAUUCCGUCGUAUCACGCGCAACGGUUGCCGAAUCCAAAAUUCAUCAAAACCUUAUUACCUAACCCGUCCCUCUCGAUAGAAUAGCAACAUCGUGUCACAGCCUCUUUCCAUCCACCCUUAAUACGUACCUAGUUCGCGCGAGGUUGGAUAGAUGGUCCGAAUCUGGUAAAACCGUCGAGUCUUCCAUCGAAAUCGUAAUCGCGGAUCUUGCCGCGUUGCUGAAACACCGAAGCGAUAAGUUUGCACGCGGUGUCCGCUCGUUUAUUAACGGCGAUUUUACCUUAGCGCUUAACGCGACGGGUAACGAGCGUUGACGCAGCCACGCGUCCUCGCGCAUUAUUGCACGCGGCAAAUAAUGAAUGGUCGCGAUUCGUUGAUUCGUUAUUUUCUAUCUCGCUGCCUGUGUAUUUCCGAAGCUUAACGCCAGACGCAAAGGUUCUCGCCGCUUGAUCGGCUGAAUAUUUUCACGCGCUUGUUCGUCGACGAUUAACAACAGGUUACGAGCGUGGCAACGGACCGUGAUAAUUAUUAGCCGGUAUAAACGAUGGUUAUUGGCGCGCGACGAUUUAAUUAUUUGACGCUAAUGCGGUUCACCGUUUCGACGAUAUCGUCAAGCUGGUCGCCAUUGUUCCCCCUAUACAGAUCAAAAACCAUUGACUCUUCGUAUCGCGCCAAUCCUUUUUUGCCGAUUCACAGCUUUCUAUUCCCUCGGAGAUGGGCGCUCUUCGCGGCGAAUAAAUUGCCAUUAUACCAGCGCUUUCUGCUGGCGAUUUCCCAAAUUGAUGAUUCUCCAAUUUCCAAUAUGCUGAAAAUUAUGCUUCCGCUCCUGGACGAGCAGUGCAGGCCAAGCCGCGUUGAUUAAAUCGAUGCAUAAUCGAAAUUAAACAUUAACCACACGGUGGCCUCGAUCGGGAACCGUCGACCAGGCGACGACCGAAUUAAUAUGGAACUCGUAGCAACGCUGUACGAGAUAGCAGCUCCUUGCCGUCGAUUUCACGAAUACUUUCAAUUUAAUCAAGCACUGACUGGCUCGAUAAAGGAUACGGUGUAAUUACGAUGAUUAGAAUUUAAUGGACCGCGCGUAGCUGGCUACCGAUCCCGGAUCAGUUUCAAAGCAACGGAUAACGUCGAGCCAGUCCGCUAUCCGUCUUCGGUUCGGAUAUCGAUCUCGUCGCGGUGUGAAAACGCGAGAGGCGUGUUUAUAGAACGCCAGGACUCGGUACUUCGAUUCCUGCCCCGUAGCAACCGCUUUCACCGUAACGAGAAUGUAGAUUCCGUCAUGGUGUGUCUGGUCGCGAUAAUAAUUCGACGUAACCUCGAUGUAACCGUGUUUACCGCCGUGGGUUACGAUAUUUUUGGUCGCGUUAGAAUUGCCGCGCCUCGAAUCUCCGAUCGCACAUUCGCUACUAUUCCCCUGCUAUCGAAAUCAUGGUUGUUCGGUACGGUAACGCGGCUCGUUCUCUUACGGCGUAUCUCGUUUCAAGGUCGAUCAAACGCUUCCAUCGUUUGCUUAUUUCUAUACCUAUUCCAUUUGCCGACAUUGCUAUUGCAAUAACAACGUGAAACGCUCUACGAGGACGAUCGUAAUCGUACAAGGAGCAUACUUUAUUACGCACGGAGUCGCUCUUCUCACCUUAUACAACACCGACAACUUCUUCUAAAACACCUUCUCUUCUUCACCUGAAAUACCUUCUCCGUUCGGAGAAGUUCGGUUUUCCAAGGGAAUCGAAUUUUUGAAAUUGACGGGAGAGAAGUGGCGCGUGAGAAUCGAGCUUAAACGAAAUCGAGAUUAAACGCGCGGUCGGACGAGAUUCGUCCAUCGACUUGCUGGUGUUUGCGUUCGGUUACGAGAUACGCGUCGAAUUAUCGAGCGACGCGUGCCGCCAUCAAACUUCCCACGCGACUGCUGCUCCGGCAAAAUCGAUCUCAGCAGCAUUCUCUUCGCGAGUCUUUAAUCUCGUUGCAGCUUGUCGCCUCGACGAUGUUCGUCAGAGCCGCACGGAAAUUCCCCUUCACCGGAUUCCAAACAUCGUCGUUUCGCAAACACCGCCGCGAGUUUGGACGCGUAAUUUGGACGCGAAUUUGGACGAGUAAUUCGCGUAAUUUUCAUCCGAUCGUCCCAACAACCGAGAAGAACCGCGUACAAAGCUGAAGCAAAGUAUACGAUACAGCAGCCACUUUACACAUCGUUUACGAAAGCAUAUUGCAAAAACUUAUUUCACGGGAGAAUAACAGUUAACAGUUUACAGCUGUAAUCUCGGUCUUCUUUCGAAGCCGGAUACAGCGCAAAGAGAAUCAAAGAACAGGUUGUUGAACGCAUCGGAAGAAAGCUUCGCCGGUGUCGGACGAAACUGAAUAGCUCGCAGCGAGGAAGCCGAGAGUUGCGUAACUACGCUGUACCGUCUACUACACAGCACUGCUAUGAAUAUAUGUAUGAAAUACAAGUAGACGCCUGUUUGUCGAUCGAUGGAUCGCGAUCAACGCUGUCGAGAAUUUAUAUCGAAAUUUUCGCGAGGAACGAGGAACGUUCCGUGGAAACGGCAAAUCUCGCGCGAUCGCGGUGUCUCUGACGCCUGGCGACCCGAGCGAAUGUUGAUUCCAACUUUUCUUUCUUCUCGAUCAUCGUUGCGAAAUAUGGCUGCACCGUGGCAAUAUUUCGUCGAUUCGAGGAAACAACUCGCAAUCGCGUAGCUUCGUAGACGUAUUGCUUUUCCUAUUUGACACGUCGAUGGUUUCCUCUUGUCUUCGACAAAUCGAGCGUGCACUGGAAACGGCUGGCUUAUGGAAAUAUUCGAACCUUUUCUUUCGCCGAACCUAACUUGUUUCGUUUAGUUUCUUUUUUUUAUUAAUUCUCCGUUAUUAUUCGAUAUUGGAAUUCUAUACAGGCAGGCAUGAUAUUAAAUUUCGGAUAGAAGACAGAAACCGUCGCGAACAAGCCCUAAUUAGAACGGUGUGUGAAACGCGAUAUCGGAUUAAGAUUCUCAGCGACGAAACACGGUUUACCAUCGACGCUCGAAGAAGCGUCGGCUCCGCGUAAACCUGGUGCUUUGCGGCGUUCGUGAUUGGCGAACCUGCUGCUUAGAUUGCCUGGAAUCGAGUCAGAACACGAACGUAUCGACCAAGUUGGUGAAACUCGGUCAGUGUGUUUUCCUUUCGCGCGGUGUAACGAAUAUCAUCGGCUGUCGGAUGAGAGACGGGAGAAAAACGUUAGUGGCCGAUGGGAAAGCGGUAGAGAAGCGCGCGAUGCGUGGCAUGCACGGCAAAAAGGUUUCGAUGGGGGACUAUGACACGGUCGCGUCAACUUUUUCGCCGUAAUCGUUAGAAAAUGGGAGAAAAAAGAGGUAAAAGGGACAGGAAAAAAGAGGAGAGAAGAGAAACGGGGAGAGGAGAAUCGAGGGCAGACGUAUCGAUCUCGUUCGAGCCUCCCUUCGACCGUAAAGUUCGUCGCGGAGAGAAUUACGAUUCCGCGCAAUUACACAGUCGCACAUCUAUAUCAUUUGUGCACACACACACACGUACACGUAGGCGCGCGUGCGCGCAUACAUCGGCAUAUAUAGACCGCGAUCACCUCCGUGAAUCCACAUUCAUAUACAUAUAUAUAUAUAUAUAUGUAUACAUAAAUAUAAAUAUAAAUAUAUAAGUAUACAUGUAAUACGUACAGGCGCUCAUGUACACACGAUGUUCCAAAGGAUUGAGCAAUACGAUUUGUAUUACCGUGUAUAACGUAAUGUAUUCGAUUCUGCACAUGUCGUACGUACUUUUGAUGUAGCGAAGGAUUUUUCACGACUGAUACGAGAUUAAAGAAUAAAAAUAGCUUUUGUAUUAA
Molecule: messenger RNA, 12277 nt
Organism: Bombus terrestris (buff-tailed bumblebee)
Lineage: Eukaryota; Metazoa; Arthropoda; Insecta; Hymenoptera; Apidae
Product: leucine-rich repeat-containing protein 24
Exons: 5
Coding region: 1045-3219 (724 amino acids)
Molecular function (GO): protein binding
Source: RefSeq, a predicted model, not a curated record